CAAACAUGGUGUCUCAGUCUCCACCCCGUCCUCUACUCGUCCCACUUUUUACCAUCCCCCUUUGCCCCCUCCCCUCUUUGCUGUUGUGAAACACUGUAAAAUCUACGCGCCUCACCCACAGCCAGUUGAAGAGAUGGACACAAAUGCAGGUAGUGAGCCCAUGCAGGAGAUUAAGGGACCAAGCACACAAACUGCCGGUGGCGCUAAACCUCUGCACCGCUUCCUCAGAGGAGAGCCAAGAUCUGUUGGGAUUGUGCUGUUGUUCCUGGGCUUGUGUAUGUUCUUGUUUGGGAUUCCUCUGAAAGGAGACAUUAUGGAAACAUCAGCAGAAAACUAUAGCCCCUUUUGGCUGGGCAUCUUGUACUUUAUUUGUGGUGUUCUGUACAUACAGUCAGAACGCAACACCACGAAAAAGAUGGUCACAAUUAGUCUUGUGUUUAGUAUCCUUGCAAUACUUGGGACUUUAGUUGGUGCAAUAAUUUUCAGCAAAACUUUAGCCUCACACUCUUAUCAUUAUAUGAUGUAUCCAGAGAAUUUCAACGACAACGAAACACAAGUGACCGUGGAACAUUAUAUGCAGCUCUACAGCCUGGAAGCCGUGUUCCUGUUCCACAGCUUGGUGGCGGGAGUGAUCCUCAUUGCCAUGACUGUGUUCGCCCGUCUAGCACUGCGCUCAACUCAUACACAGAUGUUCGUGGUCAUGCGUUACCCACCUUCAGCAGAGUGAGGCCUCUUUAGAGAGACCUUGGGUGAACUCCAAACGCUAGUCUGUGAUAGAGAGCUCAUUAGAAUUCAUUCUAACAAGGAGGUGUCGUCAAGAAAACUGAAAAGAACAAGUUACUUGUGACAGUGUACACAGGAAACAAAUUGAAAGCCGUUUGCUUAAUGGCUAAUUAACUUAGCUCUUCAGGCCACACUGUAUGAUUGCUAGAAAUAAAGACUGUGAAAAAAAUCUUGUUAGAAUGGGAUCUCUAUGCUCUAGCGUUUGGGAUGGAGCAUACUCAUAUCUUACCAUUCUUUUCCUUCUUGGCAUAAAAAAACAACUGAAAUGUGAAACAUUUCACUAUAGCAUACACAUAAACACUGUACUAGUUCAUAUAUGGAAAUGUAUAUUGCCAAAUAAUCUUUUUAAUUUUGUAUUGAAUAAAUCUAACAAAACGAUGAUGACGUUUUGAUGUAAACAACCACUGACUAUAAUAAAUGCAUUUUUGUAUAUUCAA
Messenger RNA from Pangasianodon hypophthalmus (striped catfish), 1220 nucleotides. RefSeq lists its product as uncharacterized. NCBI's taxonomy places the organism in Eukaryota, Metazoa, Chordata, Actinopteri, Siluriformes, Pangasiidae. The record is from RefSeq and is a predicted model, not a curated record. Gene Ontology annotation, cellular component: membrane. The transcript has 7 exons. The coding region runs from base 134 to 727 and encodes 197 amino acids.